Girardinichthys multiradiatus is the source of this 1737-nucleotide messenger RNA. RefSeq names its product putative selection and upkeep of intraepithelial T-cells protein 1 homolog. The record is from RefSeq and is a predicted model, not a curated record. The transcript has 6 exons. Lineage: Eukaryota; Metazoa; Chordata; Actinopteri; Cyprinodontiformes; Goodeidae. Bases 102 to 1121 code for a protein of 339 amino acids.
UUCACGUCUUGAAAUAAGCAAGAGAAACAGAUUGUUUCUUAAUCUUAAUUUUAGUUUUGCGUACUGAUGGUAAUAGAAAUUCAGUUUUUUACCACCUUACUAUGUAUUACCUUCUUUGCUUUGUAUUUGGAGCGCUCCCGAUCAAAGGUUAUUCUUGUACGCCUGCUCAGGUUGUAGCCUUUGCUGGUGGGAAUAUCAUCCUCCCCUGCAGCUUGAAUAUCCCUGCCGACGAUGAUGUUCCGACAGUGGAGUGGUCCAAGAUGGUAGGACUGAAGUCAAGCAUUGUUUUUCUGUAUCGUGACGGCUGCGAGACUUUCGAGAUGAAAGACCUGGACUUCGAGUACCGGACAAGUCUCAUCAUGAGAGACGUGAAAAGCGGGAAUGUCUCAUUGAGGAUCUCAGGCGUGAAGCUAUCCGAUAAUGGGACAUAUCGGUGUUUAAUAAUACAGAAGAAUGGUACUAAAGAAGAAACGAAAGUGGAGCUGGUUGUUGCUGCAGUGUCCGAUCCAAGGCUUUCAGUGGUUUUUGCUAACAGCAGUAGAGUUACUCUGGAGUGUGCGGCCCUUUGCUGGAUGCCCGCACCACUGAUGACAAUUCUGGAUGAUGAAGGAAACAAACUCACUGAUGAGGAGCCGAAACAAGAACAAGAUGUUACAACAAGAUGUUACAACACAAAGCAAAGUGUCACUCUCCAGGAACCAACAAGGAGGGUUGUCUGCAGAGUUAAACACCCACAAUUGAACCACAUCAGGACUGCAGUGAUCCUCCUUCCAGCUCUCUGGAAGGGAUCCAGUAUAACAACCACUGGGAUUUAUGUAACACUGGCAAUUUCAGUUUUCUUUAACACAAUUUUCAUUUUGUGUUUGUGGUUAAGAAAGAAGCCAUCAAAUUCUGAUGGGGGAAAACCAUCACCGCCGAAGAACAAGUUAGACCAAACCAUGACAAGUGACUGUGGUGAAACCAAUUCCCUCCUGAACCAGCAAAGUCUGACUGACAAUAUGCAAAACUGCAUCCUUGAGGAGCUAAAUAAAGAGAGGCGUAAUCCGGCCACUAUUCAAAUACAGGACACCAGUUCUUGGAAACCCGCUGCUUGCCAGCACACCCAGCCAGGAACCAGUUAAUGCUCCACCAGAUCUUCUAUGGAUUCCUGUAGACCCCAAUGUCAAUCCUCGGACCCGAAAACUGUUGCUAGAAACUCACUUGCAGAAGACGAAACAAAACCUGCUUCUUCUGAACCUGAAAAACCUGUCCAGCUGUCCAAAAAGAAUGAUCCAAAUGCAAGACAGCAUUCCAACGUCUGCCUGCAUAUCAUUCACAAAUCACCAUAACAACAACAUAUAUUAUCCAACAGUGUCUUUGGCUUCUUCUUGGUCCAACUCUUCAAGUUCAUCCAAUAAGUGAUUCAUCGGCCCCAACAUGUUCAGAGUAGUGGCUUGUUUCAGUAGAGAUUCUGAUGUCUAACUGCAACAGUGUUCAAGAAAGAGUAGCAACAAUUUCUAGAUGAUUUCUAGAGCUGGUCACAUAUGUUGCUGUUUUAUUCAGCUUAUAAUUUCAAUUAAUCAUAAAAAGAGUGAGAUUCAAAGAUGCACAGGGAAACUGACUGGUGAUCCGAAUUGGACGAUUUUUAUUUGAGAUGCUCUGGCUAAAAUCCGUACUGUCAGCUCUGAGUUUUCAAAAAUGGAGACAGAAAAUGGUUCUGAUCUGUUUCUAUCUCUAGUAAAAGUUUUAUUCUUUAAA